Messenger RNA from Thermothelomyces thermophilus ATCC 42464, 1389 nucleotides. RefSeq lists its product as uncharacterized. NCBI's taxonomy places the organism in Eukaryota, Fungi, Ascomycota, Sordariomycetes, Sordariales, Chaetomiaceae. The transcript has 2 exons. The record is from RefSeq and is a predicted model, not a curated record. The coding region runs from base 89 to 1264 and encodes 391 amino acids.
CUCAAGUUCUCAACCACCACAAUGGUCGCCCACACCAACGCGACACCACACUCAACAUUCGUACCACGCACGUCGGAACAAGGAAGCCAUGGCGACCCAGCUCUCCGGUGGCCAGGUUCUCUCUCUCAGCACGGAUGAGCAUCUCAGUGACAACACCCAAGACGGCUCUCCUCAAAUCCAAACCUUCACAGGCGGGGGGGAUAACGUGUCCGAGACCAAGAGGGGUCUUCUUGCCCAACAACUGCUCCAAGCACCGUCGAUUGACGCAACCGCCCUCACCGCGCUGCUGGAUCGAAUCCCAUCCGAAUCAGACCAUCGUCCGGUGCAGAGCUAUUACCCGAGUCCCUCCCGCUCGUCGACCGUCGAACCUCCCGAGGACGAAGAGCACGAGUACGAGAUCAAGUGCCACCAGGCGCUCCUCGACGACAACUGCCGGCCGCUGUUCCAUGUCGAUCUCCUCCCACAUGUUGAAGCGAAUCCGGACGCGCACACCCACCUGCUGCGGCCAUGGACCAUACAACAACACCCAGCGGAUGCGAAGGGGAAGUGGCAGGCCCUCUCCAGACAAUGGAACCGAUGGAAGGAGUUCCGCGCGUGGCAGCUGCGCGGAAGGCGCAGGAGGCCUGGGUUUGGGGAAUAUCUCGACGUAUACAGGCGCGACUACUUCAUGAGCGGGGGAACCUCCAGACGCGCGGCCGAGCCGGAGUUCGAGCAGACUGCGCGCCUGCGCUGGGAGCGCGAUUACAGCGACUACGGCGAGGACGAGGAAGAUGUCGAGAGGCACGCCGAGGUUGUGAGGAGACUGCUUCCCCGAGGGUUCGUCAUCCGGCGGCCUCUGAGGUUGUUGCUGGACCCCAAGACGCAGGACCUGUGGACUACGUACGCCGAGUAUCUCGCCUUCGAAGCGGAGUGCCUCUACCUGCUUGCCGGGGACGCGCGGAGACUGGAGAAAAAGGCGAAGGGGAAAUACGAGGUGGCUAAGGCCAAGGUCGACCAGCAGCAGUGCAGGGUUGAUUGGGUGCUGUCUGAGAUUGAGAAGAUCAAGGAAGAGCAGAAGGCUGCGGCAUGCGAGGGCAGUAGCGGCAAGACUGGCAGCAGCAAGAAAAGGAGGCCUACAGACGGCAGCGACGGACUGCAGGACGUCGUGGAGCCACGGUUAGGGAAGCGCAGGCGGAUGGGGAAGACGGACGAGGACACGACAGACAAGGACAAGACAGACGAGACGGAGGAGGUGCUAGCCAGCAGGAGCAACAACCUAUCAUAGAUAAGACGAAGCAAGAGACGUAGGCCCUGGACAGACGAGUAGGAGGAGAAAGAUCUCCCGGAACCAAGAUCUAAGAGAAGGAAGGUGGCCAGCACGAGCGGCGGCCCGGACAGCGACGGCCCAGG